GUGCACACUUCCUUCGCCCGGCCACAGAAGACAAAAAAGAGUUGCUGGUGUAACAAUAGGAAGAAUAUAUUCCACUCCUCUCUUGUACACGCGGCUUAUGAGAAUGUUGCUUUCGCAGAAGGAAGAACAAGGAGAGGAUAUUGCGCGUAAAAGUAAAGCCAACCGACCACAGCUCUGCAGUCCUGGUCACCGUUGACGUGAAGUGGGACUAUUUUGGAGGUGCACGUCAAGGUUGGCUGAUGAACGCUCGUCAAGAAGAACGUCUCCCUCAGCAGCAGGAGGAUCCACAGCCCCCCCACAUUAAAGAGGAAGAGGAGGAAGUGUGGAUCAGUCAGGAGGGAGAGUGUCCUGUAGGGCAGGAGGAGGCUGAUGUCAGCAAGUUUCCACUGACUGUUGUCUCUGUGAAGACUGAAGAGCAUGAAGACAAACCACCUGAGUCCUCACAGCUUCAUCACAGUCCAAACGUCUGUGAAGAACAUCUUCUCUCUGAGCAACAGAAGUGGAGCUUCAGGAUGGGCAAGGAGCAGCCACAGCCCUUCCACAUUAAGGAGGAAGAGAAGGCGCCACAUACAUUGCAAAUGCAAAGGGAAGAAAAUAACCCACUGACCCCGCAUUUUAAAGAGGAAGAGGAGGAACACAGCAUCAGUCAAGAAUGGUUGGAGAAGUUCCAUUUGAUUGUGAAGAGUGAAGAUGAUGAGGUGAAAGGUGAAAGUGAGGAGAGGGGAGGGGGGGAGCCUCCAAGCAGCAGCUCAACACAACACAUGACAACAGAAGCUGAUGGAGACCACUGUGGAGGAUCACAAGCAGACAAGCUCUUAGCUCCACUAUCAGAUAGUGAGGACACAACGUCACACUCUCCUGACACUGAUGAUGAAGACUCUAAAGAUGAUAAGACAUGUCACACUGACAACACUCACUUCGCAUGUUCUCACUGUCACAAAACUUUUAAGUACCAUUGUCGUCUGGUAAGACACAUGAGAACACACACUGGAGAAAAACCUUUUUCAUGUUCAAUCUGUCGUAAAUGUUUUACUUUAAAGCACAAUUUCAAAGUACACAUGAGAAUACAUACUGGAGAACAACCUUUUUCCUGCUCAGUAUGUGGUAAAAGAUUUGUAUUAAAUCAAAGUUUAAAACUACACAUGACAACACACACUGGAGAAAAACCUUUUUCAUGUUCAAUUUGCGGUAAAGAUUUUACUCAAAAGCACAAUUUUAAAGCACACAUGAGAACACACACUGGAGAAAAACCUUUUACAUGUUCAAUCUGCGGUAAAGAUUUUACUCAAAGGUACCAAUUCAAAGCACACAUGAGAAUACACACGGGAGAGAAACCUUUUUCCUGCUCAGAAUGUGGUAAAAGUUAUGUCAUAAAUCGAAGUUUAAAAGUACACAUGAGAACACACACAGGUGAGAAAGUGUUGAGUUGCAGUGUGUGUGGUGAAAGAUUGUCUUCUAAGUACCAGUGUAAGAAACACAAGUGUGCUGGUGAGAACAGCAGCAGCAAAUGAAACUGCAGGAUUUGAAAUAAACUGUCCAGACUUUAAGUUUAAGUAACAUCAGCACAAGUAACAUGUGUGACAUAAUAAUUUGGAACAACAUAUGCUGCCAUUUGAGCGCCAUCUUUUUCAUGGACACCCCUGUUUAUUUCAGCAAGACAAUGCCAAGCCACAUUCAACAUAUGUUACAACAGCGUGGCUUCGUAAAACAAAGAGUGCGGGUACUUUCCUGGCCUGCCUGCAGUCCAGACCUGUCUCCCAUGGAAAAUGUGUGGCGCAUUAUGAAGCGUAAAAUACAACAGCGGAGACCCUGGACUGUUGAACGACUCAAACUCUACAUAAAACAAGAAUGGGAAAGAAUUCCACUUUCAAAGCUUCAACAAUUAGUUUCCUCAGUUCCUUAACGUUUAUUGAGUGUUGUUAAAAGAAAAGGUGAUGUAACACAGUGGUGAACAUGCCCUUUCCCAACUACUUUGGCACGUGUUGCAGCCAUGAAAUUUUAAGUUAAUUAUCUUAAAAAAAAUAAUAAAAAUUAUGAGUUUGAACAUCAAAUAUCUUGUCUUUGUAGUGCAUUCAAUUGAAUAUGGGUUGAAAAGGAUUUGCAAAUCAUUGUAUUCUGUUUUUAUUUACCUCUAACACAAUUUCCCAACUCAUAUGGAAACAGGGUUUGUAUGUCCCUGGACCUUUAUGCAAUAAACAAUGUAUGAUUCAAAUACAAUUGGGUACAAUAAAUGUAGUUAAUAUUUG
Nerophis ophidion (straightnose pipefish) is the source of this 2246-nucleotide messenger RNA. Its product is annotated as gastrula zinc finger protein XlCGF48.2-like. Gene Ontology annotation, molecular function: RNA polymerase II cis-regulatory region sequence-specific DNA binding; DNA-binding transcription factor activity. The transcript has 4 exons. The record is from RefSeq and is a predicted model, not a curated record. Gene Ontology annotation, biological process: regulation of transcription by RNA polymerase II. Bases 240 to 1511 code for a protein of 423 amino acids. Lineage: Eukaryota; Metazoa; Chordata; Actinopteri; Syngnathiformes; Syngnathidae.